AUGCCGAGUAGAGUUUUAGAGUUAACGAGAUAAUUUGGGCGAAAGUCUUAGGCUGUAAGUAUAAUCUAAUUCUUUAGAUCCAUGGUGGCCUGCAAAAGUAAUUAUACAAUAAUCAUCUUUUAGAUUGCUUCAAUUACUAAUGCGAAUGGCAAGAAUGGAUAAUAUUGUUAAUACAGAGUCAAUUUUAUUGGAGACACUUCGCACGCCUACUUAAUAUUUGAUAAAUUGAAGAAAUGGAAUCCAAAGCCUAUACAAUUUGAAACUAAAAAGUUAAAAGAAUCAAUAGAUUUAGCUAAUAAUAUGAUUGAAGGACUAGAGAAAGCAUCAGAAAUUAAAUUAGGCAAUCUAAACGAGCAUAUUUUAAAGGAUCUAACUAUUAAACUGAAUGAUCUUGUUUAUCAUAAAAGUUCUAUAUAGGAAAUCAUUCAAACUUUGAAUCUAAUAAGCAACAAUGAAAAAUUGCAAAUAGUCAAACUAAAUUUAGGAUAAUAAUAUUUUGCAUUGUAUUAAGCCUUAAAAUAAGGGAAAGGAGAGAGUUAUCUUCAAAUAACAUCAGAUUUUAUAGAUUAGUUGAAAGCGACCAUUGGUUUCUAAUUGCAGCAAGAGUUCUUGACCAAUUAAAAAAAACAAGAAAAGCCUACUCCCAACAGUGAUGACACCAAGGAAAUCACUGAUUCUCCGAUAAAGAAAAAGAAAAUUGAAGAAAUCUCUAAAGAUACACUUUGUAAUUAACAUUGA
This is a messenger RNA of Paramecium tetraurelia, 738 nucleotides long. RefSeq lists its product as uncharacterized. NCBI's taxonomy places the organism in Eukaryota, Ciliophora, Oligohymenophorea, Peniculida, Parameciidae. The record is from RefSeq and is a predicted model, not a curated record. The transcript is spliced from 3 exons.